CUUCCGCCGUCUUGUGUCGGCUGUUUUGAUUGGACAAAAUGGUCACAUGUCAUAGAUUGUUUACAAUGGAGACAGGUUGAAUGUGGCAGGCAAAUAUAAAAUGUCAGCUCUCGAACUCACAGGCAGCAGGCCACCGUCAGCCGGCCCUCGUCCGUCAUCUAGAACGUCAAACCGGCCUCGUUCUGGGUACAAGGUUCUCGCAGAUAAAUCUAGUGUAGAUGAACUUCUUUUUGGUUCUCAUCAUCCAAGACAUGAGGAUGAGGUGACAUUUAAAUCUCCUUGGUCUACACCACAAAGAGAAAGUAAAAGUGAUAAAGAAAGGCUGUUUUCAAAGAAACCCAAAAUGCGACCAAUGCUGUGGGCUCCAGAUUCAAGGACAUCAGUUACUAGUCACUCUGACCGCAAAGGUUUUAAAGGCUCAACUAGAAGUAGCAAUCAUCAUAAUGAUUUAGACAAGUACAGGCCUGUAAAACAAACACCAUCAUUCUGUGAUGAAACUUUGUUUGGUCAUAGGUUAGAGGAGCCGUCUUUUGAAGCGCCCUGGGCUGAGAAAACUAAGAAAGUAAAACCAUACUUAUUUUCACCUGUUGACUAUUCAAAGUUAACCAGAGAGCAAUCAACCAUGAGUGCUAAGUAUUCCUCAACUGGUACGAUGGAUGGACGGCCACCGUCUCGUCAAGGCCGCAGGCCAGUGACUGCGACAACUAGACCUGUCACUGUUGAAUCCUCAUAUGAUAUUGCAAUAAAACCAACUUGGAAACCAUAAAAACAUUUAAAACAUUGCAGACAGAGAAAUGAAAUGGAACUGUAGCUGUGGAAUCCUCACAUAAUAUUGCAACAAUACCUACUUGGAAACUGUUGCAAAAAGUUUCAAAAUGAAUUGUUAAUUGGUGCCUAAAAAAAUAUCUAACGUUUCAUCUAUAUACAUUUAUAUAUAUAAUAAUGUUAUAACUGGAUAGAUAUAUAAAAGAUGCUGAACCCUUGUACAUCUAAAUGGGACACUGCUUAGUGCUGUUAGCACAAUGAAUGCAGGGCCAAGUUACACAUUUUAGAAAAGUUAACUGUAGCAGAUUUUAGCUUGUAUAUAUAUCCUUAUAUUGUUAAUGUUUUAAAUAUUGUUGUUAGAUAUCAUUUUAAGAUAAAUUAACUGUUAUUUAUAUAUAUGUUAUUAAUAUUGUAAAGGUGUGUGACAUUGUGUAACGUUUUGAUGGCAUUAUAUCUGAAGGCAUUCAUCUCGUUUAAAUGUAAUCUAAGGUAGCAUCAAAUGCACUUUAUAAUAUCAUCAUAAUAUUUCGACCUUCAUACCAAUGGGGUGUUGUAAAGUAUAGUAAGACACAUCAAUAUAUUCAGUGAAAUAUAGAGUUUUGGCCAGGUCAUAAAAGAACAAGUUGCUGCAAAAAGGGACAGGAUGCUCAAAAGAUAACUUAUAAGGGCUUAUUGUAUCAAGCUAUGAACAACUAAUUCAUUAGGAAUUUGACAGAAAAUGUAGUGCUUAAUUUAAGUUAUAUUAGGUUUUAACUGGUAAAUACGCAGCAUUUGUAUGUAUUUAUAACCAUAUUAUUAAGUUUUAAUGAACACAAAAGAAAUAUUUGGGUACCAUUUAGCAUUUAAUUCUAUGAGGGCCGGAGGGAUCCCAUGCUGGUCUCCAUUAGCAGGGUUGUCAUUAUUUUUUGAUUGAACCGUCUCAAAUAAUUAAGAAACCAAAAAAAAAUGAAGAAACCAACCAGCUACUACUUAUUCUAAUUAAAAUUCACUUAUUUUACCAAAUUUGUACUAGCCAAAUUGCAAUUUAAACUGUCCAUUUUGGCAAUCAGGCUUUUCUUGUUGAAAACUUUGCAUGAGGACAGAAGGGUGCUACCAAAAAUGGACAGGGUACAGCAGCGUUCGAUAGCUCUAGCUGAAACACUAAUCAAGUACAAUGUAAGUUAGUAUCGAACAAUGCAUUGAAUGUUCUACCUGCUACUUGAACUCAGGAUAAACUUUGUUAUAACUGGCUAGAAUGGUUAGUCAAACAAGCGGUCUAAAAGUUCAGUUUAUGUAUGUAAAUUAUAAUCACUAUUUAAUAAGAAUAAUGAACUUUUGAAAUGAUUGUAUAUCACGCUCGUUGAUUUGAAUGGGAUAUUUGUAUUGGAACAAUUUGUUACAGAUACUGUCAUGCUCAAAUUUUAGGGAGCAUUUAAUUAUGUAGUGAAAUAUAUUUGUAUUUAUUUUACAAAUAUUCAAAUUAUUUAUAUAUUGAUUGAUUUAUAACAGAUUCUUUACUUUUACUAACAAGAUAUUUUUAAUAGUGUUAUGUUAUGUUAACAUGUUAAACUACAAUUGUUAAAAUCAUACUUGUUUGAAGAAAAAGAAAUGCAUUUAAAUUACUGUAUUCAUCAAAAAAUAAGUUUGUAUGAUAUAAUGUAGUCUGUAACAAAGUCAGGCCACAAUUUAUAAAAAAGUUUGUUUGAUGUUUUCUAACAAACUCACAUACAAAAAUACCUGUGACCUCUGUUGUUUCAUAAUAAUUUUUUAAAGAAACACAAAUACCUGCCACCCAAAGAUUUUUUUAGUCUCUCUGCUGGUCGUAAUUAUUAAAAAAGAUAUGAAACAAAAAAUUGUCUUUGCCUUUUUAUUGAACUAAAAGGCUAGGAAAUUAAGUGCACACACACAGACUUAAUAAAUCUAUAUUCCUACCCGCACUUAAAAAUGUUGAUGGAAGACUUAAAACAAGCUAAUAAUUAAUUUUAGCCUGUUAAUGAAAAAAAAUGUCUCAUUCACUCAAUCUCGCACUUUGUACCUAUUUUUAUUAUUAUUUUUUUCACAAGACAAAUUAUGUAUUAUUUUUUCACUUGAAAACAUGAAUUUUGAAAGUUGAGUUGUUACACAUGUUUAUCUCAUCUUUUUACAUAUUGUAUUUGAAUAUAGAUAUAUUUGAAAAUAAAGUACU
Molecule: messenger RNA, 2929 nt
Organism: Mya arenaria
Lineage: Eukaryota; Metazoa; Mollusca; Bivalvia; Myida; Myidae
Product: RBPJ-interacting and tubulin-associated protein 1-like
Exons: 2
Coding region: 101-766 (221 amino acids)
Biological process (GO): nuclear export; Notch signaling pathway; negative regulation of Notch signaling pathway
Cellular component (GO): cytoplasm; nucleus
Molecular function (GO): tubulin binding
Source: RefSeq, a predicted model, not a curated record